AUGCAUUGUCUAGGUGACCCCGAACACCAGCAGCAAGCCGCCCACUCACGACGGGCACGGCCACCCGAUCUGGACCUUAUAGCUGGGGAAGAAAGCAAGGUCCCGCUGCGCGCGCAGACGGAGAGAUUGCACCGGCGGCGUUCUAGGUUGGCCUUGAGCGGCCUGUUCGGUCGGCAUAAGCCCGUCAAGGAUCCGGAACCUGUUGAGCUAAAGGAGCCGCCGCCGAGGUCCGGUGGAAUUCGGGCGUCGUUGGCUGGAAUCGGCAACUGGCCCUAUGGGCUCAAUGGCCAGCGGUCAGAAUCCGCGCUUUCGUCUAUUCCCCAGCUCUCAGAACCGGCAGCGAAGUCUCCGCUGGCGAACGUGAACGUGAAGCCCAAGAAGCCAACUAGCACAGUCAGACCGCAGCCAUUACCCAGGCCGACCCGAGGUUCUUUGGCCACAUGGGACCCGCCGCCAUUGUUCCAGUCAUACCCCCAGGCCAUCAAGCAUGCCCGUCUACCAGCCCGCACCCUCACAGCUGAGGCCCUUCUUAAACUCCACAGCCAGAAGGGUAGCGUGUCCCUGAGAGAGGGUCUCAACCAGAGCUCACUGAACUUGGAGACCAUCGAGGAGUCCGCAGCCGAGAAGUCCGACAGGUCGAAGAAGAAGCACCGGCGCAACACUUCGGCCUCCUCGCUCAAAGCCGACUGGACCACCAAGAUCUACGUGCUUGUUACGUCUGGAUAUCUCCUCCAGUAUUGCGGAGAGGGGUCAUUUGAUCGGCUUCCCGAGAAGGUGCUGCAACUCGGAAAAGACUCGGCGGCAUUUGCUAGCGACGUGAUUCCGGGGCGGCAUUGGGUCCUACAGGUGUCUUCUAUCGCCGAGGCAGACGGUGCCGCGUCUGGGCAGUCGACGUCUUUGUUCUCCCGACUUCCAUUCCGGGGCGCUGAGAGGAGGCACGCCUCCAACUUCUUGAUGGUGUUUGAGAGUGCCGAUGAUAUGGAUAGUUGGAUCGCCACCCUAAGACGCGAAAUCGAGGCACUAGGAGGAAAGAAGAAUCUGUCCGAGACGGGCAAACCAAAAGUUGACGAUAUGGUCCUGCAGUUGCGAGUCCAGACUAGCCAAAGGACGCUAGUGGUCAAGGACCCCGAUCGGUUCUCGCGAAGCAUAUCUCACUUGCCCUGGGAUCCCCCGGCCUCAAUGACCAGCCCGGAUAUUCAUAUAGACGGUUCUGAUAUGGAUGCAGCUCGCGAACAGUCGUUUGACGAGACAUCCACAACCAGCGGGAUCUCGCAAGAUGGCCGACAGCUCGAUGGUCUGAGGGACAGCACGAACCGCCUCUCGUUCAUCUCGUCAGGACAGCGGACGAUGGUUACAUCUGCUGGUUCCUCCCCGGCCUGCUCCCCUACCCGCGACAGCUUCGCGAGCCAACCUGAGGAGUUGACGUUAAGGGAUAUUCCACCCCCCGCCGAAGCUCAGCUCCGGGUCCUCCCACGGCCUAAUGCCUCGGUGAUCAAUGACCGCAGGCAGUCGAUGCAGGCAAUGAAUCAUAUGUUCGAUAUGCGGCUUGGAUUGGGAGGGAAUCGGCCGCAUUCUACCUACGCCAACUCCCCGCCAGCUCAGACGACUAUUCCUAAUUUUAGCGUUCCUCACUCCGCGGGGAAGCGGUACUCGUUAAUUAAGCCUUCGCCCCAGGACCACGCCUCACCAGCGUCUCCGCUCUUUCAGUUGCGUGCGCCGCCGGCGAAGCCAUUCCGCCGACCGCCCUGCUCAGCACUAUCGAUCAAUCCACGACCACUAUCGCUCGUCGAGGACCAGCCGUCACCGACAGCGUCGCCGGAGUCCCGUAACAGACGCAUUAUUCGGCAGGAGGAAAUGCGAGCGCCAGAUACCCCAUCGAUGUUCUCGACUUGGGCACAGGAAAGCAGCCACGAUGGCCAGCUCGGCAGCUCGGACUUACCUUCGCGGUCCCCCAGCCCAUUAUCGCAAGGGGAGAACAGGAUUCAAGUUACAGUACACGGCAGUCCUCGAAAACAUGCUUCUAUGACUACUAUCAGACCUUCGGAUAUGGAACCCGGGCAGAGAGCGGAGACCCGAAUCUUAGUCCUGCCGGAAAAGACCCCGAUGUCAUCAGCACCCUCGGCUUCGGCCACUCGAGCGUCGGCCGAAAUUCCUCGGUCCAAAUCGGCCAUGGACAGCUACACGCGUAGCCGAUCCCCGCCUCCGACUUCAGCAAAAAUUUCCAGGCACCAAAAGCACAUGAGCCUGAACUCUCCUAUCUCCGACGCCUUCCCUCGUUACUCAAUGGCCGAGUCAGAUCUGACGGUGACCUCGGUCGAUUCCCAAGACUUGUUGAGCGGGCCCAUCAGUCCCAACUUUAGGCCUCGGUCCAUGGCCCCCAGAAUCUCAACAUCGAACCAACAUCUCAGGAUCGACUCGUUUUCCCGGGAUCUCCCAAACCGGCGCAGCAUGUCCCAGCUGGUAGAGGGCCCUCCGCCAGCUCCUCCACCAACAUGUGCCCUACCGCCUAUUCCACGCAAGGUCUCCUGA
Messenger RNA from Phialemonium atrogriseum, 2529 nucleotides. RefSeq lists its product as uncharacterized. The record is from RefSeq and is a predicted model, not a curated record. The transcript is spliced from 3 exons. NCBI's taxonomy places the organism in Eukaryota, Fungi, Ascomycota, Sordariomycetes, Cephalothecales, Cephalothecaceae. The coding region runs from base 1 to 2529 and encodes 842 amino acids.